Vigna umbellata (rice bean) is the source of this 516-nucleotide messenger RNA. RefSeq lists its product as uncharacterized. The record is from RefSeq and is a predicted model, not a curated record. Lineage: Eukaryota; Viridiplantae; Streptophyta; Magnoliopsida; Fabales; Fabaceae.
AUGGAAUCUGAUCAUGAUCAGCAAGCAGCAAUAUCUGAAAAUCCCUCUGAUGGGGAGGACCAAGGCGCAACUCACGUGACAUCCAGGUCCUACGAGUGCAACUUCUGCAGGAGGGGCUUCUCCAAUGCACAGGCACUGGGGGGGCACAUGAACAUCCACAGAAAAGACAAAGCCAAGCUCAAGCAACAACAAUCUUCAAAUCAACCAUCUUUGGACAAGGUUGUCCCUCCACAGGAUCAGACCAAGUCUGGUGAAGAACGGAACACGCCAAAAUGGAAUUGGAAUGUGUCUCAAGAAGAACAUGCCUCCUCUAGAGCAUCUCACACAAGGCAACAGCUUCCACUCUUUGAAGAAUCACCAACCAGCAGUGAAACACUGAAGCCACAAGGUCAAAAUACCACUGAUGGAGCUUUGUUAUCUACCCGAGAUUCAUCGUUGAAGUUAGACCUUGAACUCAGACUCGGACUUGAACCACAGGAUUCGUCACCAGAAACGGGUACAAGAAAUUUUUUUUGA